Messenger RNA from Brassica napus (rape), 4000 nucleotides. RefSeq names its product probable leucine-rich repeat receptor-like protein kinase IMK3. NCBI's taxonomy places the organism in Eukaryota, Viridiplantae, Streptophyta, Magnoliopsida, Brassicales, Brassicaceae. The coding region runs from base 482 to 2806 and encodes 774 amino acids. Gene Ontology annotation, molecular function: protein binding; ATP binding; protein kinase activity. The record is from RefSeq and is a predicted model, not a curated record. Gene Ontology annotation, biological process: protein phosphorylation. The transcript has 2 exons.
CAGUCUUUGUGAGAACAAACAUUUUUGUAUUGUGGUUAAAUGGUUAUAGUUAUUUGAAAUUCAUAGCCAAAAUAAUGUUAUGAGAUCUUUAAAACUAGGGACUAGUCCAAAUAUCCCAAGUGGUAGAAGUAUAUUUUAAUCAUACAAUCCAACAAAAUGACAUGAGUUAGAUCAACCCAAGGGAAAAACUAGCCGUUGGAGAUCAUUUAGUAUUAGCCAAGACAGAGAGAGCCUUUGUUCCACCCACCAACCUCUUAUUGCCAUCACCUGAUCUGUCUCCUCUUUCUUUCUCUUUCUCUCUCUCUCACUAGAAGAUAAAAAGAACACAAAGAUUCUCUCUCUCUAAGAUGGUCACGUGUUGUGUUCUUUUCCAACUAAACCCAAACCAUCUCUCACUUUACAAAACUCUUUCAAACCCUGUUACAUCCUCCUCAAAACUGCCCAUUAAUUAGGAAUCUCAUUCAACCUUCUUCAUCUUCCCAUGGAGUUUACUACCAAAAGUCAACCCUUUGAUCAGCCUCAGGCUUCACUUCGAAGCCGCUUUUUCCUUCACCUAAUCAUGUUCCUCCUUUUCUUUGUUUCUACCGGAUCAAGCCAAGCCUGGGACGGUGUAGUGAUCACACAAGCUGACUACCAAGGUCUCCAAGCGGUCAAGCAAGAGUUUAUUGACCCAAGAGGCUACUUGAGAAGCUGGAACGGUUCUGGUAUAAAUGCUUGCUCUGGAGGUUGGGCAGGAAUCAAAUGUGCUCAAGGUCAAGUUAUAGUGAUUCAGCUUCCAUGGAAGUCUCUUGGAGGUAGAAUCUCUGAGAAGAUAGGACAGCUUCAAGCUCUACGUAAGCUUAGUCUCCAUGACAACAACCUAGGAGGCUCUAUCCCAAUGUCUUUAGGACUCAUUCCUAAUCUCAGAGGAGUUCAGCUUUUCAACAACCGUCUCUCCGGCUCCAUCCCUGCUUCUCUAGGUCUCUCUCGUUUCCUUCAAACCCUUGAUCUCAGCAGUAACCUUCUUUCUCAAGCUAUUCCACAGAAUCUUGCUGACUCUACUAAGCUUCUUAGGCUUAACCUCAGCUUCAACUCACUCUCUGGUCAAGUCCCAGUGAGUCUCACUCGUUCUUCUUCUCUUCAGUUUCUUGCCCUUGACCACAACAACCUCUCUGGUCCAGUCUUAGACACUUGGGGUAGUACUAAUAACACUUCUCCUAGUCUCCGUGUCUUGUCUCUUGACCACAACUCUCUCUCUGGUCCAUUCCCAUUUUCACUCUGCAAGUUACUUCACCUACAAGGCUUCUCCCUUAGUCAUAACAGGAUCAGUGGAACCCUACCUUCCGAGUUAAGCAAACUCACUAAGCUUAGAACAAUGGAUGUUAGUAGUAACAGUGUCAGUGGCCAGAUUCCUGAAACUCUAGGGAACAUUUCUUCUCUUACACAUCUUGAUUUGUCUCAAAACAAACUCACCGGAGAGAUUCCUGUUUCAUUGACUGGUCUUAAAAGCCUUACCUUCUUCAAUGUCUCUUACAACAACUUAUCUGGACCUGUUCCUACACUCUUAUCCCAAAAGUUCAGUUCCUCCGCUUUUGUCGGAAACUUACAGCUUUGUGGAUACAGCGUUUCCACCUUGUGUCCUACUCUAAAUCCUCCUUCACCGUCACCUCGUAUGAGUCUGAGUACCAAAGACAUCCUCCUCAUUGCUUCUGGAGCACUCAUCAUAAUUCUGGUUAUCCUUGUAUUUGUUCUCAUCUGUUGCUUGCUGAGGAAGAAACAAGACAAAUCCAAACCUAAGGGCCUAGAGGCAGGACAAGGAGCUGCAGCUGCAAAGACGGAGAAAGGAGGAGAAGCUGAAGCUGAAGGAGGAGACCCUGGAGGGAAGCUAGUUCACUUUGAUGGGCCAAUGACGUUUACAGCAGAUGAUCUUCUGUGUGCAACAGCAGAGAUUAUGGGGAAAAGUACUUAUGGAACAGUUUACAAAACUACACUCGAAGAUGGAAAUCAAGUUGCGGUGAAGAGGUUGAGAGAAAAAAUCACCAAAAGUCAGAAAGAGUUUGAGAAUGAGAUAAAUGUAUUGGGACGAAUCAGACAUCCGAACCUUCUUGCACUUAGAGCUUAUUACUUGGGACCCAAGGGAGAGAAGCUUGUGGUCUUUGAUUACAUGACUAGAGGCAGUCUUGCCACUUUCCUCCAUGCAAGGGGACAAGAUGUUCGUAUCAACUGGCCUACAAGGAUGAGCUUAAUAAAAGGAAUGGCUCGUGGGUUGUUCUACCUUCACACGCACGCAAAUCUCAUCCAUGGAAACCUAACAUCAAACAAUGUACUUUUGGAUGAGAACCUCAACGCAAAGAUCUCAGACUACGGUCUUUCAAGACUAAUGACAACAGCUGCAGGAUCAAGCGUGAUUGCAACAGCUGGUGCGUUAGGUUACAGAGCACCUGAGCUUUCAAAGCUGAAGAAAGCCAACACGAAAACCGAUGUGUAUAGCCUUGGUGUGAUCAUAUUGGAGCUUUUGACUGGCAAGUCUCCGAGCGAGGCUUUGAACGGUGUGGACUUGCCUCAGUGGGUUGCUGCUGCGGUCAAAGAAGAGUCGACUAAUGAGGUUUUUGAUGUGGAGCUGUUGAAUGAUGUGAACACUGUGGGAGAUGAGAUGUUGAAUACGCUUAAACUGGCUUUGCAUUGCGUGGAUCCUGCACCGUCAGCACGACCUGAAGCUCAACAAGUUAUGACACAACUCAGAGAGAUUAGACCUGAAGAGACGUCAGCAACAACAUCUGAACCGUUGAUUGAUGUUCCUGUAGCUUCUGCUUCCACAAGUCAAUAGAUAAAGAGUGGAGAGUUUUGGUAGUUGAUGCAAUUCUUUGAUUCUUCAAGUAGUUUUGAAUUUUUAGCCAUUUUGUCUUUAGUUUGUCUGUAUAUUGGCUAUGCUUCACUGUCAUCAAACAGAGUUCUCUGUUUUGUCAAUCUUGACUCGAAAGACAUGAUAUAAAUUCAAAGUUGCAGAGAAGCUUAAUCGUUUAACUUAGGAAGUGUGAAAGAGUGACAAAGUUAAAACGUUUCUGCGUUAUUACUGUAUUUCAAAUGCUAUAAAGAGAGAAGACUGAUGGAAUACAUUCAAAGUUGCAUAGAAGCUAAUUGUUUAACUUAGGAAGUGUGGAAGAGUGACUAAGAUAAAACCUUUCUGCUUAAUUACUGUAUUUCAAAUGCUAUAAAGAGAGAAGACUGAUGGAAUACAUUCAAAGUUGCAUAGAAGCUAAUUGUUUAACUUAGGAAGUGUGGAAGAGUGACUAAGAUAAAACCUUUCUGCUUAAUUACUGUAUUUCAAAUGCUAUAAAGAGAGAAGACUGAUGGAAUACAUUCAAAGUUGCAUAUAAGCUAAUUGUUUAACUUAGGAAGUGUGGAAGAGUGACUAAGAUAAAACCUUUCUGCUUAAUUACUGUAUUUCAAAUGCUAUAAAGAGAGAAGACUGAUGGAAUACAUUCAAAGUUGCAUAUAAGCUAAUUGUUUAACUUAGGAAGUGUGGAAGAGUGACUAAGAUAAAACCUUUCUGCUUAAUUACUGUAUUUCUGAUAAUUUACAAUGAGUGUUUUACAAAUGAUUUUAUAGAUGAGAAGAGAAGAGAAGAGAACAAGUUGGCUAUCAUUUUUUUUUUUUUUUUUUUGAGCAAAACAAGUUGGCUAUCCUUGUGUAGAUGACACAACUGUAAAGAUUGGAUAUAAACAAUUUAGAAUGUCUUCUUUUGCAGGUUCAAAAAUCUUGAUUUCGAUCGUUGUUGUUUGCUGUCUUUAACUAGGCUCUAAGUUUGGGCCUUUGUUUUUAAUUUGGACUUUAUUUAUUGAACCUGAUGGUCACUUACAGGAAGCACAAAGGGGCAAAGAAUAAGAUUCAACUAUUACGGUCAAAGUUUCAUUUUAUACAUAUAAUUUAAGAAUUAUAUAAAAAUAAUACUAUCUCCGUUUCAAAUUAUUUGUCGUUUAGAGUAAAAUUUUUGUUUCAAAAUAAAUGUCGUUUUAUAAUU